Molecule: messenger RNA, 1575 nt
Organism: Pollicipes pollicipes
Lineage: Eukaryota; Metazoa; Arthropoda; Thecostraca; Pollicipedomorpha; Pollicipedidae
Product: putative metabolite transport protein CsbC
Exons: 4
Coding region: 1-1575 (524 amino acids)
Biological process (GO): transmembrane transport
Cellular component (GO): membrane
Molecular function (GO): transmembrane transporter activity
Source: RefSeq, a predicted model, not a curated record
AUGGGCUUGAACUUCGGCAUGCACAGCGUCACCCUCAUCCAGGUGCCGGACGAUCCUGACGGAUUCCUCAGCGCCGACCAGCUCAAUUGGUCGAUCGCCGCCACAAACGCUGGGCGCCGUGCUGGGCGGGCCUGCUGGGCGCGCCGGUUGGCGCCCGCGUUAGGCGCGCGGCGCCUGCUGCUGCUCAUCAUGCCGCUGUACGCGCUCGGUUCGCUGGCGGUCGGCCUCGGCGACCACUUCGGCUGGACGUUGAGCGGCCGGGUGGCCAUGUUCGUCGCGCUCGGCAUACCCGAGGGCAGCGUGCGUGGUUAUAUGUCUGAGAUUGUGCCGCCCACGGCGCCGUGCCCUCUUAGCGCCCUUUUGAGCUUCAUGCUGUACCUGGGCCAGGUGUUGGUUCUGGCUGUGGCACCGCUGCUGCGCUGGCAGGUGCUGUUCAUCGUGGUAGGCGUGGUGCCGGCCGCGCUUUGCCUCUCCGGUCUCCUCUUCCUGCCCAACUCGGCCAAGUGGCUGCUCUCGCGCGGCCACUCGGAGGAGGAAGCCGUGCGCUCCAUCCAGUUCUUCCGCGGCACGCAGGUGGACGCCGCUGCUGAGGUGUUGGCCUUGGUGGUCGUGGGUCAGCUGAUGCUGGCCAUGGGCUUGAACUUCGGCAUGCACAGCGUCACCCUCAUCCAGGUGCCGGACGAUCCUGACGGAUUCCUCAGCGCCGACCAGCUCAAUUGCGCCCUUUUGAGCUUCAUGCUGUACCUGGGCCAGGUGUUGGUUCUGGCUGUGGCACCGCUGCUGCGCUGGCAGGUGCUGUUCAUCGUGGUAGGCGUGGUGCCGGCCGCGCUUUGCCUCUCCGGUCUCCUCUUCCUGCCCAACUCGGCCAAGUGGCUGCUCUCGCGCGGCCACUCGGAGGAGGAAGCCGUGCGCUCCAUCCAGUUCUUCCGCGGCACGCAGGUGGACGCCGCUGCUGAGCCGGGCACGUGGCGCCCGCUGCUACUGGCCUCCAUCCAGAUGGUACAGUUCGCUUGGUGCGGCGGCGCCACGCUGUUGCUCAUCACCGCCUUCGUGCUGGAUCCGGUGCAGAUUUCACUAAGCGAGUACCAGCGAGCCACGCUACCGGCCGCGUUCGCUGCGCUCGUCUGCGUGCCCGGCGGCAUCAUCAUCGAAAGAUACGGCCGGCUACCGGUACUGCGUCUGGGAGGCGUGCUCUCUGCCAUUGGCUGCGCCGCUGUCGCCGCGUAUUUCUUCCUGGCCGCGGAACCCCAGGAGCGUCUCGGCUGGAUUGUGCUGGCGGGCGCUGGGCUGACGCAGGUGGCCUUUGUCGGCAUGCUCGCCAACGUCGCAUUCAACUACGUCACCGAGUUGCUGCCCAACAAAACGCGCACCUCGGGCGCGAACAUUGUCCUCGUUGUGAUGAAUUUGAGUCUAUUUGCGCUGCUAAAAAUGUACCCACUAAUCAGAGAUGGGAUUGGUCUGGGUGGAGGCUUCGUCAUCCACUCGCUGGUAAGCCUGUGCCAGGUGUUCUUUGCCACAUUUUGCCUGAAGGAAACCAAGGGUCUUUCGCUAGAACAGAUUCAGCAUCUGUUUUAG